UCUAUUUUGUCAUAAUUUUUACUAGUCUCCUUCAAACAAAAUUCUACGUUCGCAGGACCGCCGCCACUGCUUAUGCUGUUUAUAUUACAAAUUCAAAUAGAUCCACACUUAAAUAGCCUACGUUACAGAAAUUCAGCUGUCUGCAUUCUGUCUGAAAAUCCUGAUUAAAAACAAGACUACAAAAUGAAGAUUUUUGCAGCUAAAGUUGAGGAAGGAAUCGAAGGCCAAGACGGAAAACUAUCCGUUGGUCCCGUCUAUCGUAAUCUACUCUCCAAGAAUGAAUUUCCACCGCUUGAUUAUGAUAUGAGCACUGCAUGGGAUCUUUUCAGUGUAUCUGCAACGAAGUAUCCUGAUAACAAUAUGCUUGGCUGGCGUUCUUUUGUCAAAGGAAGGGUGGGGCCUUAUUUAUGGAAAACUUAUAAGCAAGUGUACGAAGAAGUUCUGCAAAUUGGCUCUGCAAUUCGAGCCUCUGGUGUUGAGCCUGGAUGCCGAGUUGGAAUUUAUGGAUCAAACUGUCCUCAAUGGAUUGUUGCAAUGGAGGCUUGCAGUGCCCACAGCUUGGUUUGUGUGCCACUUUAUGAUACCCUUGGACCAAAUGCUGUAAAUUUUAUCGUAGAGCACGCAGAGAUUGAUUUCGUUUUUGUCCAAGAUAAAAAAGUUAAAGAACUGUUGAAUCCUGAUUGUCGAUCUGUUUCACGUAUUAAAACUAUUGUUUGCUUUACAUCAAUGACAAUGGAAGAGUAUGACAAGGCAGCUGAAAUGGAUAUACGACCAUACUCGUGGGACGAGUUUAUGCAAUUGGGGAGAAAGAAUCCAUCAGAAAUAGUACCUCCUCAUUCUUUUAGCAUUUGCACAAUAAUGUAUACAAGUGGAACCAGUGGAGAUCCGAAAGGCGUCGUAUUAACACACGAAAUGCUGGUUUCUUUUGUUCGAGGCAUGGAUUUAUUUAUGGAGCAAUUUGAAGACAAGAUGACGGUUGACGAUGUAUAUCUAUCUUUCCUGCCCCUUGCUCACGUACUGGACCGCGUGAUUGAGGAAUACUUUUUCCGAAAAGGCGCUUCUGUUGGUUACUAUCAUGGGGAUUUGAAUGCAUUGAGGGAUGAUAUAAUGGAGCUGAAACCAACUUUUUUAGCCGGUGUACCUCGAGUCUUCGAGAAAAUAUAUGAAGGCAUGCAGAAGGCACUGGAAGAACUGAAUCCUGUCCGCAGGCGAAUUUUUGAUGCUCUAUAUAGAUACAAGCUAUCUUGGAUGAAUCUUGGUUAUAAACAGAAAUAUGCUUCACCUCUAGCAGAUUUAUUAGCCUUCAGAAAGGUGAAAGCUAAAUUAGGUGGACGAAUUCGUCUGAUUAUAUCUGGAGCUGCACCUUUAAGCUCUGAAGUCGAAGAAUUCCUGCGUGUCACGUGUUGUGCUUUCGUGCUGCAAGGCUAUGGUUUGACAGAGACCUGCGGACCAGCGACGCUUGGAUUUCCGGAUGAAAUGUGUAUGAUGGGUGCUGUCGGCUCUACAUCCGUAUACAAUGAGUUACGCCUCGAGGAGGUUCCAGAGAUGGGCUACAAUCCACUAGGGACUCCAUCCCGCGGUGAGAUAUGCGUGAGGGGAAAGACCGUGUUUGCAGGGUAUUACAAGAAUCCUGAACUCACAAGAGAGUCCAUUAUAGAUGGAUGGUUUCACACAGGGGACAUAGGGGAAAUUCAACCAAAUGGAGUAGUGAAGAUUAUAGACAGGAAAAAACAUCUUAUAAAACUCUCACAGGGAGAAUACAUAGCACUUGAAUACCUGGAAAAUGUUUACUCAAUCACCUCAAUUGUUGAAGAUAUAUGGAUCUAUGGAGACAGCUUCAAGCCGAUGCUAGUGGCAGUAGUUGCGCUGAAGGAAGAUAAUGCGAAAAAGUGGGCGGAUGUAAACGGUUACAUGAGUUCAUUCUCACAACUUUGUACUCUUAAUCAGCUACAUGAAUAUGUUCUUUCAGAACUCAAGUCUACAGCUGAAAGAAACAAGCUGAGAGGUUUCGAAUAUAUCAAGGGAGUGAUACUGGAGUCUCGUCCGUUUGAUAUGGAACGAGAUUUAGUGACUGCGACACUGAAGAAGAAACGCAACAAAUUAUUCAGUUACUAUCAGAGGGAAAUUGAUGCACUUUGCAAAAACUUAGCAGCAAGAAAAUGACUAUAAUCAAGUCUCUGUUCAGUUCAGUCUUGGUCAUUUAGUUAUGAUGUUGAUGUCCUUUCAUACGUUGACAUGUUUAUGACUCUUAUGUAUCUGUAUUCUGUUGAUGAAUAAACGUUAAUAUAUCAAUUUCCCUA
Messenger RNA from Mercurialis annua (annual mercury), 2300 nucleotides. Its product is annotated as long chain acyl-CoA synthetase 1-like. Lineage: Eukaryota; Viridiplantae; Streptophyta; Magnoliopsida; Malpighiales; Euphorbiaceae. Gene Ontology annotation, biological process: wax biosynthetic process; fatty acid metabolic process; cutin biosynthetic process. The record is from RefSeq and is a predicted model, not a curated record. Gene Ontology annotation, cellular component: membrane; endoplasmic reticulum. The transcript is spliced from 19 exons. Bases 184 to 2163 code for a protein of 659 amino acids. Gene Ontology annotation, molecular function: long-chain fatty acid-CoA ligase activity.